GUUCACAUCACCAGACCAAACACGCCGUGAUGGCAAGUUAUCCCACGCUGUGCUGUGCUGUGCGUGCUGUGCUGUUGUUGCAACGGAUGCUGGGAUGGGCGCUGCGUUUCCCUUUCAGUGGGCCUCAUCUCUGACCGGGAGUCACACUAUCCACGCCCCCUUGUUCUCUUCAGGCACUUCGCAUUAGCCUUAGCCAUUCCAUCCAAUCCCUGGACAACCCACUAAGCUUUUCUACUUCGUACCAAACCCCGCGUUAUCAGCAGCGCAGCGCAAGGGCCAUGAGUAAGAGUUAUUCUAACGCACGCACGCAGCCCGUUUAACCAGUAGGCAGUGCGGGGUUUGCAACAGUAACUGUAAGCCACCCCAAACUGCACUGUAUCCUACAGCAGAGCAGACGCCAAAAAGUCCCAGAGGUCCAAGGGUAAGGUAUUUAGUGGAAGCGGGCCCCUUUACAGCGAGUGAAACAAGGUUCACCAACUCCUACGCCAUCAACUUUUUUUUAUUCAUUAUUAUCCUCCUCGUUGGGACAUUCCCUCCCUCCCCUUCCCUCUUCUCUCUUCCUUGUCUUAAAUGAUAAUACCUUCAAAAUGUCGAGGUCUUCAAUGUCACCCACUGAGGAGAACAACAACACCAGCAGCAACAAUAAUAACCCUCCCACGAGCACCCGCGGCAGACGACGCUCUCACCACGCCUGUCUGACUUGCAGGUUGGCAAACACACACUGCGAUGUCGCGUCUAUCACAGCUGUACUGAUUUGAGAAACCCAGACGAAAGAAGACCCGUUGCCCAGGCGAGAAGCCAGCAUGCUCCAGCUGCGUCCGCCUCAAACAGUCGUGCUCUUAUCCCCCGGCAAUCAGGCCCUCUCAGAGCGGUCCUUCGGUACGUUGUGCAUGGGGUUUUGCACACGCAAAAAAAAAACAUAACUUGACGAUUUUAAUUAGGAGGAGAGAUUGGCCCAUCUGGAGGAGAAGCUUGACUUUUUGCUGAACGGAAGCUUGCCUACGUCACAACAAAAACAGAACCAGCACCACCAGCAAAACCAUCACCAACAGCAACAGCUUGAUUCAGCGCUCGAAGAAACAACAGACACCUCCGAAAAGUCAUACUCUGGCGUGCGAAACACGCGCGAGCAUAGCUACCCUACAAGCCAUCCCUCAGUAAAGUCCGAAUCCGAGAACUCGUCUCUGCGACCGAGCCAUUCCGAUAUCGCUGUUGGUAUUGCGCUGUACUUUGAGUACUGCCACCGACAGCCAAUAUGGUGUUUUGAGCGCGACGAGGUUAGAGACUUUGGGUCUAUGCAUGAUGAGCUUGCUUGCAGCAUUCUUGCCUUGACGUUGCGGUUCUCUGAGAAUGGGGAUCAGGCAAAGUUGUACGCCAACAAUGCGAAGAGUCUCAUCAUGCUCAGGAUCGCAAAUGGGACUGUGGAUCUUGCGACGCUUGAGAGUCUCUGUCUUCUCUCCUACUCCUCUUUUAUUGACGGAAAUGUCCACCUUGGCCAAUUCCACCUCGGUCUUGCGCAUCAACUAUGUCGCUCUGCGAUGCUGGACGUCGAGUCUGUUUACGGCAUGGAAGAUCCCAUGUCGGACCGCAAGAAGAGGCUAUUCUGGAGUCUACAGAUGCUUGAGCAAUCUUACGGUCGACAAGAAGGUCUUUUGAGCGUACCAACAGAGAUCUGGCGCCCGGCCUAUUCCACUACUCGAGGCCCAAUGCCAGAUCACGACCCAAGAGCGCCGACUCUCCCCAGAGAUGAUCUCGGUUGUCAACACCAGAACGAGCCUGGUAUCUGGAAUACCAGCGUUCAUCUUGGCUGGGUCUGGAGUCAAGUACGAAAGUACGUUUCCGAUUGCGCACACAACAACAUCAAGGAGCCUUGGCGACAUGACUCGAUGUACGCCAAAGUUCUCGCCGACUUUAUGGAGACCGAGAACAGGAUACCCAUGUGCCAUCGCUAUGACACAGUCAAGUUUUACGAGCGCAAGGUCGAAGACUUGAAGAUGCAUCGUGAUUACUGGGCGCCGUGGUUGAAGGAGCAAUUUACAUACCACGUCAUUCCGACGGUAUUGAACCAUCCUUUCUUGUACAUCGUGGGAGCGCAGCACAACCCCAACCUCGCCAUCCCGAACACUUUUUGGAGGCGAUCGUCAGAAUUGGCACUUCUGCAUUCCACCUGGAUCGUUCGCAUGAUCGACAUGGUCGUCGAUAAGCAAGUACCGCUUGCAGAUCCUUUCUUCGGCCAUGUCGCUGCCAUUGCGGCGACGGUGCACCUGUACUACUGCUGCGCUGCUGCGGCGCGAUUGAAGCACAAGUCCAACACGGAUUUUGCCAAGUGCAGGCGGUUUUUGAAGAACUUUCUGCCCACUUCAGCAGCUUGCAGAGCAUUGGACCGCAAUCUUGACAAGAUGACGCGCAUCGCUGCAGGUACAUCUGAUAGCAUGGAUGUUGAAGACUGGAUGCCCUCAAAGAUCUACCUCAGCGUCCCUCUCAUGUGGAAGAUUCUCCAGUUCAACACCUUUGCAGACUCUCACGAGCUCCCGACAGCUGGUCUUCUCAACCAAUCCCUUGUCCCAAACCCCACAAACGAGGAUGCAAAUGAGAACAUCACGCUGGAGAUCAUCGUCGCCAGCGCACCCGAGAUCACAAUCAACACUGCAGACGGCGGCCAAGAAGCGCCAACGCUAUCUUACAAAGCCCCGCUCUCGUCGCAGGGUCCAGACUCUGCGCGCGACACUGUCUACGAUGAGGUACCGGUGGACGAUAACUUGACGCUAUGCACUACGCCAUGGCUCUACGCGGACUCGUCGCAGUUCGUCAACAUUGCCGACAUGGGCUGCGAUGACCCCCAACCUGCCCUGAGCGAGAGCCGAGGGCCUGCAUGGUGGGAAGGUGAAAAUUUUAGUAAUAUCAUGUUUAAUCACUUUUAGGAGUAUGGUAAAUGGAUCUUGGGUAUGGACAAAAAGGCUAGGGUAGUGGAGAUCUGCAGCAGAGAUAGAAUAUUCUCUUGCUUAAUUGAGACGUCUAGAAGACUGGGCGUAUUACCUUCUCCCGUCAUUCCAUGCAUAACGAGACUUGUCAUUCCCUGUUUUAGAUCAACGGUGCAUUGUCUCCCGAAUCAUUUCUCUCCAAAUCUCCGGAUACAGAGCAAACAAAAACAGGGCGAUGUUGCAGGUCUUCUCUCCACAAUGACAGAAGCCGCGCAUCAUCC
Molecule: messenger RNA, 3202 nt
Organism: Fusarium odoratissimum NRRL 54006
Lineage: Eukaryota; Fungi; Ascomycota; Sordariomycetes; Hypocreales; Nectriaceae
Exons: 4
Coding region: 1296-2921 (541 amino acids)
Biological process (GO): regulation of DNA-templated transcription
Cellular component (GO): nucleus
Molecular function (GO): zinc ion binding; DNA-binding transcription factor activity, RNA polymerase II-specific
Source: RefSeq, a predicted model, not a curated record